Messenger RNA from Chenopodium quinoa (quinoa), 1702 nucleotides. Its product is annotated as ABC transporter B family member 15-like. Gene Ontology annotation, biological process: transmembrane transport. Lineage: Eukaryota; Viridiplantae; Streptophyta; Magnoliopsida; Caryophyllales; Amaranthaceae. The transcript is spliced from 6 exons. The annotation marks the transcript as partial. Gene Ontology annotation, cellular component: membrane. Gene Ontology annotation, molecular function: ATP binding; ATP hydrolysis activity; ABC-type transporter activity. The record is from RefSeq and is a predicted model, not a curated record.
UAGUAGAAAUUUUUUAUGUUUUUUAUGAUCAAGUAGUGUUGAUCAUUUGUUAGAGAUGGAUGAAAAUAUCAUUUCGAAGGCGACGGCGAAGAAGAAGAAAGGAUCAAUAUGGAGCAUCUUCAUGCAUGCGGACGGUGUCGAUUUAAUUUUGAUGUUGUUUGGUUUCAUCGGAGCCGUUGGUGAUGGUUGUACAAUACCGUUGACAUUGUUUAUCACUAGUAAGUUGAUGAAUAAUAUUGGAGGGAGUUCCAAUUUCAAUAGCUCUGAUUCUUUUACCAGCCAUAUUAAACAGAAUGUAACAGUAUUAUUGAUGAUUGGAGCAGGAGCGUGGAUACUUUGUUUCCUUGAGGGAUAUUGUUGGACUAGGACAGCAGAAAGGCAAGCUGCAAGAAUGAGAUAUAGAUACUUAAAAGCAGUGUUGAGGCAAGAUGUGAGCUACUUUGAUUUGCAUGUUGGAAGUACCUCCGAAGUUAUUGUUAGUGUUUCUAGUGAUAGCCUUACCAUUCAAGACGUAAUAAGUGAAAAGGUACCGAAUUUUGUGAUGAACACGUCCACUUUCUUUGGAAGCUAUUUGGUGGCAUUCCUAUUGCUUUGGAAGCUAGCAAUAGCGGGUUUGCCAUUCAUAGUUCUGCUCAUUAUACCGGGCUUGCUGUAUGGAAGGAUAUUGAUGGGGCUAGCGAGGAAGCUAACACUUGAGUACAACAAGGCAGGAAGUGUAGUAGAGCAAGCAAUAUCGUCUUUAAGAACAGUCUAUGCCUUUGUAGGAGAGAACAAAACAAUGGAUAAGUUCUCAACUGCUUUGGAAGGGUCAGUGAAGUUAGGGCUCAAGCAAGGUUUGGCUAAGGGUGUCGCGAUUGGUAGCAAUGGUCUGAGCUUUGCUGUUUGGGCUUUCAGUACUUGGUAUGGUAGUAAGCUUGUCAUGUAUCAUGGUGCUAAAGGUGGUACCGUCUUUGCCGUUGGUGCUGCCCUCUCUAUUGGAGGACUGUCUCUUGGUUCUGGUUUAUCAAACGUCAAGUACUUUUCAGAAGCUGCUUCAGCUGGAGAGAAAAUAAUGGAAGUAAUUAAGAGGGUACCGGAAAUUGAUUCAGAAAACAUGGAAGGACUUACCUUGGACAAUAUUUCAGGGGAGGUCGAGUUUAAGCAUGUCAACUUCUUUUACCCUUCAAGACCAGAUUCAAUAAUAUUCCGCGACUUUUCACUGCAAGUUCCUGCAGGGAAGACAGUCGCGUUAGUUGGGGGAAGUGGUUCGGGCAAAUCCACUGUAGUAGCUUUGCUUCAGAGGUUCUAUAACCCACUUGACGGGCAGAUACUUUUAGACGGGGUGUCUAUUGAUAAGCUUCAACUUAAGUGGUUAAGAUCACAAAUGGGGUUAGUUAGCCAGGAACCUGCACUAUUCGCGACUACAAUUAAGGAGAACAUACUUUUUGGCAAGGAAGAUGCUACUAUGGAUGAGGUUAUUGAAGCUGCAAAAGCGUCUAAUGCUUACAAUUUCAUUAGCCAAUUGCCUCUUGGUUUUGAUACUCAGGUUGGAGAAAGGGGAGUCCAAAUGUCAGGAGGACAAAAGCAGAGGAUUGCAAUAGCAAGAGCUACAAUCAAGAAACCUCGUGUUCUUCUUCUAGAUGAAGCAACAAGCGCGUUAGAUUCAGAGUCUGAACGAGUUGUCCAAGAAGCCCUUGACAAGGCAGCUGUAGGACGGACUACA